CGGGUCUCGACACCUCACUACCUUUGAGUCCUAAGUCUUAAGACUUAGUAGCGCAGGUGGAGGUCCCAAACACCUAGGGCGCCCGCGGGCGGCUCGGUCAUGAGCAUUAGCGCCGGCACCUGAUGUCAAGCCCUCAGCUGAUCCCGCAGGCCUUUGCCGACACUUAGAUGAGCUCUAGUGCUGGGGGUGGGGGUGCGUGCUCGCCAUCACCAGCACACUGCCCAGCCCCCGUCGAGAGGGGAGUGCGGGGGAACUGGGUCUUGGUUUAACGGCUGGCUUAGUAUCCGCCCCCCCACACCCCCUUAAGCGCUUUCGCAGCAGAGACACAGGUUCCCCUCUUAGGCUUUCGGAGGCGGGAUCUUGCGCCGUGGAGGCGGGCAACCCUCCCAUCAGAAAAGCGCCGAACAGGCAGAAGACGAUCCGCCAAGAAGCAACCGGGGUCGGGGGACACAGAGGGAAGGUCGAGGUUCAAUUUGGGAGCUACGCAGCGAAGAAAGGAAAAGGGGUACGGUGGCGAGCGUGUUCUAAGGAGGUGAAGGGCUGGGUAGGAACAAUGUGAUAAAGCUGCAAUCGAAAAUGACUUUACUCCUGAAAGAAUGAGGAAAAAACAAGGUUGGAAAACUGUUGGCCAACCGCAAAGCAGAAAGGGGGGCGGGUAGGCGGGGUUAGAAAGCAUUCUGCCCAAGCCAACCGGUGACUCUAGGACAGGAAACGUCACAGCCAAUGGACAGCCAGCGCGGGACUUUCAAUUACUGUCCCGCCCAAUCGGGAAAAGACUGUGCCUAUAAAGACUGCUUGCCGCGCGGGCCGAGAUCCCGUUUGUCCCCCUGCCGCAGCGUCGGUAAGCUCGCGUUUUGUUUCGCUAUGGCCCGUACAAAGCAGACUGCCCGUAAGUCGACCGGUGGCAAGGCCCCGAGGAAGCAGCUGGCCACCAAGGCGGCCCGCAAGAGCGCGCCGGCCACGGGCGGCGUGAAGAAGCCGCACCGCUACCGGCCGGGCACCGUGGCCCUGCGGGAGAUCCGGCGCUACCAGAAAUCCACCGAGCUGCUGAUCCGCAAGUUGCCCUUCCAGCGGCUGGUGCGCGAGAUCGCGCAGGACUUUAAGACGGACCUGCGCUUCCAGAGCUCGGCCGUGAUGGCGCUGCAGGAGGCGAGCGAGGCCUACCUGGUGGGGUUGUUCGAAGAUACGAACCUGUGUGCCAUCCACGCCAAGCGAGUGACCAUCAUGCCCAAGGACAUCCAGCUGGCUCGCCGCAUCCGUGGGGAGCGGGCUUAAGGAGUGCGCGCUCGGUUCGAGGUUCCAUCGUAUCCAAAGGCUCUUUUCAGAGCCACCCACAGCAGCACUGGGAAGGAGCUGUAUCGUUUGCCCCCUGCCGGCACUAGAACGGGAAAAGCAUUAACUAGUUAGGAUCCCGGCAAAGAGUGGGGGCCAGGUGUCCGGUCCAGUUCAGUCCCUUCCCGCGGUGCCAUUUCGAGAUUUAGCGGAGUUGGGUCAACCUGCUUAUCUGGGCUGGCAAGGUUGCCGCUGCUUUCCUGGGCGUGGCCGGGACACGCAGUUUUGCACCAUCGCGGCGGCCACUGGCCCUCCCGCAGCGGCCGGCUUGCGCGUUUCCGCGGUCCGGCUCUUCUGGGGCGUCUUUUGCUCCGUGAUGGCGGCCCAGAAUUGGAAUUUGCCCGGCGGGGGUGGGGGUGGGGAUGGGCUGGUGGUGGCGAGAAGGGCGUCCGA
Messenger RNA from Lemur catta (Ring-tailed lemur), 1725 nucleotides. RefSeq names its product histone H3-like. NCBI's taxonomy places the organism in Eukaryota, Metazoa, Chordata, Mammalia, Primates, Lemuridae. The record is from RefSeq and is a predicted model, not a curated record. Bases 724 to 1275 code for a protein of 183 amino acids. Gene Ontology annotation, molecular function: structural constituent of chromatin; DNA binding; protein heterodimerization activity. The transcript has a single exon. Gene Ontology annotation, cellular component: nucleosome.